Messenger RNA from Syngnathoides biaculeatus (alligator pipefish), 2193 nucleotides. It is a transcript of the gene oclnb, whose product is annotated as occludin b. Gene Ontology annotation, biological process: bicellular tight junction assembly. Gene Ontology annotation, cellular component: cytoplasmic vesicle; bicellular tight junction; apical plasma membrane. The coding region runs from base 249 to 1820 and encodes 523 amino acids. The transcript is spliced from 10 exons. Lineage: Eukaryota; Metazoa; Chordata; Actinopteri; Syngnathiformes; Syngnathidae. The record is from RefSeq and is a predicted model, not a curated record.
UUAAAAAGUAGAUUACGCACUCUGCAUCCAACAAUGGUUCCGCCCAGUGAUCUAAAAAAAAAAAAAAAAAAGACUGGAUAGCGCAUAUAUAUCGAGCGGUAUGUCGAUUGGUUGAAGCCAGUUGGCCGCCAUCUUGCUGCUCCCAAAACGCGUGGAGGACGAUUUACAGUAUCUGUGGCAGAUGGUGGCAGAGGAACUAGAUCAUCAUCACCAUCGAGCUGGGUUUGCAGACCUGUGCAGUCAUAGUCAUGGUCCAUAUUGACCGAAGAAGGAUGGGAAGAAGUCUUGGACGUAGCGUUAGCGGAGGAACUCCGAGCCUUGUUCACGUCAAGGGGCACGCCAAAAAUCAUUCCUUCUUGAGUGCAUUUCAAGUGGACUUCACUAUGCCAGGGGAUAAAUUCAGCCUUCCACCAUACCAGCCAAGCGGCAGCAAACACCACAGCAGCAGACACAGGCACAAUGAGCUCAUUUCCAAUCCAGCAUUUUCCUCCCGCCCACCGGACAAGAUGCUUCACUUUUAUCGCUGGAGUUCACCACCGGGUGUGAUGAAGAUACUUUGUAUCUUGAUCAUCAUCAUGUGUGUGGCUGUGUUUGCCUGUGUGGCCUCAACACUCGCCUGGGACUAUGAUAUGAAUGCCAUUGGUCUGGGUGGUAGCACCGGCUUGGUGCCAGGUUUUGGAUCUUACGGCAGUGGGUCAUUUGGUGGCCCAUAUGGUGGCUCAUACAGUGGCAGUUUUGGUGGCUCUUAUGGAGGAGGCCUUGGCGGUUCCUAUAGUGGCUAUGGAGGAACAACACAAAUGGAUCCUAGAGCGGGAAAAGGCUUCAUUAUUGCCAUUGCCGCCAUUACCUUCAUAGCUGUGCUAAUCACUUUUGUUUUGGUUGUGUCAAGACAAAAUGCUUCUCACUCGUCAAAGUUCUACCUAGCAACAAUCAUCAUCUGUGCCAUUUUGGCAUUUUUGAUGCUCAUCGCCACCAUCGUGUACCUUGUGGCCGUAAACCCAACCGCCCAGUCCUCUGGGUCUAUUUACUACAAUCAGGUUAGACAGCUGUGUGCUCAGUAUCAAAACCAGAACCAAGCCCAGGGUAUCUUCCUCAACCAAUACUUGUACCAUUAUUGUGUGGUGGAACCCCAAGAGGUGAUAGCAAUCAUCUUGGGCUUUCUGGUGUUUAUAGCCCUUACCAUUCUUUUGGUGUUUGCUGUUAAGACACGCACCAGCAUUCGGCGCUGGGGCAGAGAUCGUAUACUAUGGGAGGAGGUUAAGUUUGUCAGUGAUGGUACACAUCACAGCGUUGGAGAGUGGGUGAAAAAUGUGUCAGGCAACCCAGAAACAUUGGUGAAUGACUAUAACAAACAAGUUGGGGCAUCACGGGCCUAUAUGGACCAAAUGGACCUAAACAAACCUAUAUACAUGCCAGGGAAUUCUGUUAUUUCCAGCUCCUUGGAUGCCCUAAAAGCUGGACUAAAAGAUUAUGACACUGGUCCAGAUUCAGGGGAUGAUCUUGAAGAGAAGAACUUCAGCAAAUUAUAUCCUUCUGUUGUGGAUGAAGAUGAGCGUUUAAUUUACAGACAAGAGUUUGAGCAGGAUUACCGUGAGUACAAGAAACUACAACUUGAGCUGGACAACAUAAACCAGAGCCUUGCUCAUCUAGAUCGAGAACUGGCUAUACAUCCCGAUGGCAGUCCACAGUUUCUGGAUGCCAUAGAAGACUACACCAAAGUGAAGAAUUUGAAGAAUAUGAAGAAGAAGCGGUGCAAAUAUCUCAGAUCUAAGCUGUCCCACAUCAAAAGGAUGAUCAGUGACUAUGACCUUCGACCUUGAGUCAUGAGUUCUUAUUCAGAGUAUGAAUCCAACCUCCAUUGUCUCAUAUUGUUCAAAGUUUGACCACAAGCCAAUGUAAUAAGAAUAUGCUUAAGACUUAAGGUAACAGGGAUGUGUAUCUUUUCUUGUUGAUUUUUCACAUAUACUUUAAUUAUUUUCAAUUUUGUGUCAAGUAACAUUUGAGAAAUAAUGUUUUAAACCUUAAUUUUUGUUUUAUUUUUUGAUAUAUAUACAUAUUCUUCAAAGCAUCGGUAAUAAGCCAUGUACUCAUUCCAGGAUUUAAAAUCAUUGACCAGCACUCGUUAACAAUGUUUGGUUUACAAUUGUAGAUGUUUUUAAUUAUAAUUUUUAGCAAUACUUAAAUAAAAUGUUA